Messenger RNA from Paramecium tetraurelia, 753 nucleotides. RefSeq lists its product as uncharacterized. The transcript is spliced from 3 exons. Gene Ontology annotation, molecular function: protein binding. Lineage: Eukaryota; Ciliophora; Oligohymenophorea; Peniculida; Parameciidae. The record is from RefSeq and is a predicted model, not a curated record.
AUGGGAAGUUGUUGUUCUCAUAGCGAAAGUAGGGAAGGAAACAAUUAGGGAGGUCAUGAUUCAUAAAGGAUGCCUAGGGCGAUUGCAAGAUAACAACCGAAUGGGAAUGUAUUAUAGGAUGUGAAUGAAUAAUAUAAAAUAUAUUUUGAUAUUUUGGAUCAACAAUUUAGUGGUAAGGGUUUGAAGAGAACAUUUGCAUACAAAAGUCAUAUAGACAUAGCUCAGAUCGAAAAGUUGAGGAAUAUUUUUUGGGAAACCAGAGUGGAAGGGAGACAAGAGAUUUGGUAGAUCUUGAGGUCGAUAAUAAAUGAAGAUGAGGAAACUGCCCGUUUUCUGGUUCAGGAGGCUGAAUUGAAACCAAUAAAGGAUUCCUUACAACAUGUUUAUGAUAAAUUAGGACAAAAAUACGAUGUACCAAUAUUUUGCAUAAAUGAUCCAAUAGAAUUCUCAGCCGAGAAGUUUGAGGAUAGAGGUUUAAUUUAAAAUUCUGGUAAUGAAACUGUGAAAUUACUGAUUCGAAGUGUGAAUUUGAAUGGGAAGGAUAUGGAUGUGGAGUGUAAGUAGAGCCAGAGUGUAGUGGAUUUGAAGGAUGUAGUGAAUGUUGAGUUACAGAAGAGGAAUCAAAUUUAGUGUGAAUCCAUGAAGCUAUUUUAUAGGGGAAAGGAGAUGCAAGAUCAGUAUCAAGUGGGAAGAUACAAUUUAAUUAAUGAAGCUAUAGUAAUUGCUCAUUUGAAAAUAUUGCCAAAGAUAUGA